GGUUUUUUCCCUCCCAAAAUUAACAAGUUUUCUCAGACAUAUUCCAGGAGUGGCGUUAUUUGGAAAAUCGGUAUUACAUUUUUGUUUCUGUGAGAGAUCAGUUUCUUCAAAAUCAUCAGCAAAAUGUAAUUUAAGUCAUAUUCGUUAUGUCAUUACGACAAGUAACUUUUCAUAUUCAACAUGUCAACAAAUCAAUUUUGACAUGUUAUAGUAAAAUUUCAAGUGAGACCAAACUCCAUGCCUAUCCUAACCCAAAUGGAGCAGUCACAACAAAUCCAAGAACCCAACGAGUUGGAAGCAUGGAAACUCAUGAUGGACAGUAUGAUAAAGUUUAUACAUGCCUCGACGAAGCUGAUGAACACUUUCAACAUCAAAGCCAGCAAUUCAGUCCUUCCGAAUGAUUGCGAAGUAGAAUGCAUUCCGUGUGCGUCGAAAACUGUCCAGAAACAGAAAAAGAAAGUUUGUGCAGCUGCUGCUUCUCAACCACAAGCUAACGAGACACAAAAAGGAGAUGCUACUCUGGCCAACGCUACGAAUCCAGAAGAGGAUAACCAGCAUGACGCAACACCGGGCGCAGAUGAAACUCUCAACCAAACUGGAAAUGAUUUGGAAGAAACUCAACCAGGAGAGGUAGCAGCGGAUGACACCCAAAAUGAGGUUACGAUGAAUGAGACAAAUAAUCUCCAGAAUAAUACAGAAGCUCAUCCAAACGAGGAUGUCGAAAUAGUGGUUGAAAAAAAGGAUGUAUGUGUCUGUAAAGAAAUCAGGGAAAUCAAAGAAACAGCCAAGAAAGCUGGAAUAGUUACUGAAUGCAAAGCAAAAUGCAGUUGCAGUGGAAAGAAAACUGAGGUUCCUAAUCCAGAAUUAUGUGCAUGUCCGGUCACUUCAAAGGAAGCUGCAGAUCUAGCAGAAUCAAUGGCUCAGAAACUAGCGAUAGCGCAAAAUGAAAUAGACGGCUUGAAGGGAGAAUUGGAGAAGCUGCAGUUUAUGGAAUCCACCAGAAAAUCUAACACAGCAGCCCUAUACAAACAAAUCAUGAAGGAUACCUUGAUUUCCAUGCCGAACUCCAGCAAAAUGUACUCCUCUGGUAUGUCAUCCCAACCAAGAUUUUACUCUGACCGUACAAGUCCAAAUACAACAAAUAGGACAAUACCGUCAGGAUCACCACCACCCCCCUCGAUUCGUUCAACAUUUCUGGGGGGCACUGGUAUAGCAGUUCAAUCGCCGAGAUUUCCCCCAUCUCAUCCAGUGCCUUGUGAAUGUGAUCCUCAACAAAAAGUACCAUUCCAAAUAUUUUCUUCGUCCCGUGGACCAAUGCAGAGUUUGAAUCAAAGUGGGCCGCCAGGAUCAGUUCGUGGCCAAAAAAAUAGAACUAUCAUGCAGAAUCAGAAUGAGAGUUUGUUUCUUCGCACAGGUCCAUAUCAAGAACAAGGCUCACGAAACGGUACACAAAUGCAGAGUCUCAAUGAAAGUAGUUUUCUUCGUACAUCAGGUCCAUACCAAGAGCAAACGUCAUCCAGGGGAGUUCCGAUGCAGAGUUUUAAUAAAAGUGAUCGUCGUUCCUCAGGUCAACAAAAGGCAUUCAUGCCGUCUUCCUUCCAACCUCCGUAUACCAGUAGCUUAUCUGAGUUUCCUCAAGCAGAUCAAUCUCAGUUAUAUGGAGCUCCAAAAGAUUUUUCUCAAAUGAGACCAAUAGAAGUGGAGUGUGUGUAUAAAAAACUCAAAAAGAAGCAGACAUCACCAAGUACCAAUCAAUCUCAGUACUCACACAGAGGCUCCUCACAACUCAAUGACAGUGGUCGUACUAUGGCAAGUCAACAACCGUUCAGAUCCAUCCAAGUCGUGCAACAAAGAGCAGUUACUGUUUGUAAACCUCCUAGAGCUCUUGAAGACGUCCUGAUGUUUGAUGAUCCGUCCGGCUACGAAGACCAAUGUGAAAACUACAACUGUCAUAACGAUAUUUGUGAGAAUCAGUAAAGUUAUUUUAUACCUAAUAAAAUGUAAUUGUCUUCUUGGA
This is a messenger RNA of Leptinotarsa decemlineata (Colorado potato beetle), 2017 nucleotides long. RefSeq lists its product as uncharacterized. NCBI's taxonomy places the organism in Eukaryota, Metazoa, Arthropoda, Insecta, Coleoptera, Chrysomelidae. The record is from RefSeq and is a predicted model, not a curated record.